Paramecium sonneborni is the source of this 312-nucleotide messenger RNA. NCBI's taxonomy places the organism in Eukaryota, Ciliophora, Oligohymenophorea, Peniculida, Parameciidae. The record is from the annotation of a GenBank genome assembly.
AUGAAGAAAGAACUCAAAGGAUGUAUUAGAAAAAUUAAGGAUUUUGAGAUAGAAUUAAUGAAGAUACUGUAUGGAAUGAGAAAAGUUCAUUAUGAGGCUUAUUUUUCAAAACAAGAUAGAUACAAUGAAUAAUUUUAAAAAAGAUAAAUUCUGUCCAUCACUAACACAGCAUGGCCUGUUUAAAAAAGGGAAGCUCAACCAGAUUUCGGAUCAUAAUCAUUAUUAAGAGAAAACAUAUACAACUUAAUUUACUUUUUGUUGAAGCGGAACUAAUCUGGUUUGAAAUUGAUAGAUGCUGCAUCAAAAGCAUGA